AUGCCCUCCAGCACGCUCUCGUGUAAUCGUAUUAUUUCGGGAUUUGCCAGAAACGGGCAUCUGGAAAAUGCCAAGAGCCUCUUUGAUGCAAUGUUCGAUCGGGACGUGGUAUCUUGGAACUCGAUUCUGGGAGCGUACUCCCGACACGGUGCAACAUCUGAGGCUCGCGAGGUGUUCGGCAAGAUGCCUGCUACGGAUGGUUUCUCUUGGAGCUCGAUGCUCUCGGCAUUCGCCCAUACAGCUAGCAGGGACGAGGUGGGGGAGCUGUUCGACAAGCUCCCUGUCCGGGAGCUAAUCUCCUGGACGAGCAUGCUGCACUCCUGUGCCCGCGACGGUAGGCUGGAGGAGAUGCAAGCGGUGUUCUGGAGGUUUCCGUGCUGGGACGUGAUCUGCUGGAACGAAGUAAUCACCGCGUGUGCCCGUGAGGGGCACCUUUCUGAUGCUUUGGUCGCCUUCAACCAGAUGCCCGGGAGGAGCAGCGUGACGUGGAAUGUGCUGCUGCAAGCGUUUUGCCGUGCCUCGCAGCCGGACGUAGCGGCAGCGGCCUUCCACCGGAUGCCGCAGUGGAGCUUGGCGGCUUGGAACUCGGUGAUUCAAGGCGUCGGGUGCGAGUCACCGGCAACCAUGUUUGGGAGGAUGCCGCAGCGGGACAAGUACUCGUGGUAUGCGCUCAUCUGUGCCUGCUCCCGACGCUCAAAUCCCGACGACGCGUUGGAUGCGCUGCGGAGGAUGCCAUGGUGGGACGUGGCGGCAUGGAACAUGGUGAUGGCGGCUCUCACCAGCGGCCGCCGCGUGCGAGAGGCGACCGAGAUGUUCCACCACGGCAUUCCCGCCCGGGACGUGGUGACGUGGAACAUCAUGGUGAGAGCGCUGGCGUUGGAGGGCGCUGUGGCGGCGUUUGAGCGGAUGCCGCAGCACGACAUUGUGAGCUGGAACUCAAUGGUGCACGCGUAUGGGUUGGCCGGGGAGACCGGCAGUGCUGCACGGUUGCUCCAGCAGCUGGCUUGCUUCAGCCUUGCCGCCACAAACUCCGUCAUCGGUGCCUAUGGUCUGAAGGGACAAGUAGAAGAGGCGAGGCGGGUGUUUGACGCGAUGCUCCACAGGAACACCGUAUCUUGGAACUCCAUGGUUGCGGGCUACGUUCGUGCGGGACGGGUGGCAGAGGCCAAGCUGCUGUUCGAUGCGAUGGCGGACACAGCCAAGCGCGACGUCGUGUCCUGGAACACGAUGCUGCCAGCAUUCACCGUGACUGAGGAUGCUGCUGUGCUUGAGCUCGUCGAGGAGUGCUUCCGAAGGAUGCCAUUCACGUCACAGGCGUCGUGGAAUGCGAUGCUGCAUGCAUAUGCCUGUGGAGGUGUUACGCAGAGAGCGGAGCAGCUCUUUGAGCGCAUGCCCGAGAAGGACUCGGCGUCGUGGAGCGCGCUGGCAUCGGCCCGCCUGCUCAGUGGCAAGUGCCAGAGUGCCGCGAGCGUCGUGGCACUCAUGGACCUGGAUGGGUGCAAGCCGGACGCAGUGAGUUACAUCUCUGCGCUUGAGGCAUGCGGCAUGGCUUCGGAUCUGGCACAGGGGAGGAUUCUCCACGCCGAAAUUGUGGCUGCUGACGACCCGGCGCUGCAAGAUGGUGGAAAGGUGGCGACCGCACUGGUAAGCAUGUACAGCAGGUGUGCAGCGCUCGGGGAGGCGGUGGCUGCCUUCGACGGUAUGAGCAGCAAGAACCUUGUUUCGUGGACUGCGAUGGUGGCGGCUCUCGCGCAGAACGGAUUCAGCAGCCUUGCUCGGCUCGCGUUCUGGAGAAUGGAGCUCAACGGCUUCACGCCAGAUUCCAUCAGUUUCAUCAGCAUUCUGUCGGCUUGCAGCCAUGCCGGGAGCGUGGAGCUCGGGUGGAGCCAUUUUGUGUCCAUGGUUGGCGACUAUGGGAUCCAGCCGGGGUUGGAUCACUAUGCAUGCGUUUUGGAUCUCCUGGGCCGAGCCGGCAACUUGGAAGACGCUCACGAGUUGAUGGACGCCAUGCCUUUCAUUCCCGGCCCCGAUUCUCGGACCAGCUUGCUGAGCGCAUGCCGGGGCCUCCCGGUGUCCAAAGUCCCAGAGUUCGUUCCACACGAGCAGGAGCUAGACGGAGGAGAAGAUGUCUUGUUCGUGGGAAUCCUUGCGGCGGCUGGUUAA
Molecule: messenger RNA, 2163 nt
Organism: Selaginella moellendorffii
Lineage: Eukaryota; Viridiplantae; Streptophyta; Lycopodiopsida; Selaginellales; Selaginellaceae
Product: pentatricopeptide repeat-containing protein At4g02750
Exons: 1
Coding region: 1-2163 (720 amino acids)
Molecular function (GO): protein binding
Source: RefSeq, a predicted model, not a curated record